UAGUCGUCACAGAGUUGUUUCGCUUAACGAUUCGUUGUCAUUACGUUUCAUAAAUUAUUUCUGCUUCCAUAGAGCCGCGACGGUAAUUAUUGGAUAGGUGUGGGAAGAAGCGUGCUAAAUUUGUACAUACACACAUAUAUAUAUAUUAUAUAUAUAUCAUUAAGACAAAAUAAGUAGUGUAGUAAUGUGUGGCAGUAAAUCCAUCUAAACUACUUACGUACGAUUGUACAUGGUCGCAAGCAAUUUGGCUAAUUGUUAUGAACCAGUUGAGGUGAUAAUUAGUUGUCGUAAUCAAGUACCAGAAGAAUCAGCGGGAAAUACUGCCUGUCUUUGCUAUUGACAAUCAGUGGUAUUGAGUGAAACUACAGUCUAGAUGAAUUAUCUCAAUUACACGCUAUACUACUAAAGUAAAAAAGUAUCAGUUGUAUCGAAAUAGCCCACUCUACAUUCAAACAUAUGCACAUCAUGGCUACGAAUGACAAUAAUUAUACUCGCACCACGAAUAGUUCUUCAUCAUUAAACGGGAAAACGACUGUUCUGAAAUAUGAGAAGUCUUCAUGCUUAUUCUGCAAUGAAUGGUUCGACUCACAAACUUUUACGGAGCACCUCAUACACUGCGGUCAAGUGCUUGAGCAAUGCCCGAACAAUUGCAACGCCUUUGUGCCGCGAAUACGUAUGCGCACGCACUUAAAAGAGUGUCCGCGUGCCAGAAGCCAACAACCGCAAUCUAACAGUCUCGAACGCCUCGACCAAUUCAUGGACAAUCGAUUGACCCAAUUCGAGAAAGAUUUGAGUGCCUUACGUUCAGUGCUCAACGAAGAGAUUGGCCAGAGAUUGCAUCUGAUCACAGAUGUUGGCAAUUUGCGCAAAUAUAAUCAGGUUCUAGAAGACUGGAAACAUGAGACCGCAGAAAAUGUGAACGGUCUGAAAGCGCUGCUUAACGAAGAGAUUGUGCAGCGACAGUUCGAAGUGAGCGAGUCCUAUAAAGACAAUGUGGCUAAUUUUGAUAUGAUAAAGAAAGUAAAGACCGAUAUACAAAGUGAAAUGGAGACAUUGGAAAAGAAUAUACAGCGAUUGUCGAUGGAAGUGGCUGAGCAGGUGAAUCAUUUGAACGAUAAUACUAUGAAACUGGAAGAAAUGAUAUUGGAAAAUGAAAAAAAGAGCCUUGACAAAUUCAUAGAAAUCGAAGAGUUUCUAAAACUUAUUGAUGGUGAUUUGAAAACGAAAUUUGUCGCGAACAGCGAUUUGAACGCUAAACAGGCGAAUAUGGACCUCGAGGUGAAGAGCAUGAAAAACAUUGUUUGCGAAACGGAAGAGCGUUGUGAGAAGUUAGAAGAUAUGGUAAAACAAGUGGAUAUGCAACUGCACCAGAACAUGCAAACGCUGGCGGAUUUAGAGAAUCAUUUGGCGACACAGCAGCGUCUAGCAAGCCUGCAAAACACAAGAGGACACUUAAUUUGGCGCAUCAAGGACUUUUCGAAAAAGUUGGAUGAAGCUAAACAAUAUGAAACUAUUCUGCACAGCGCUAUGUUCUCGAAUAAGCAAUAUGGAUAUGCACUGCGUCUUGAUAUACACCCGAAUGGCAAAGGCACUUGGAAGGGUCGCAAUUUGAUCGCUUGCCUCAAUGUUCUAGCCGGCGAGUAUGAUGCGCUGCUACCUUGGCCCUGUCGUCUGCAGGCCGAUAUUAUCAUACGUGCUCAAUAUACGAAUUCGGAAGAGUCACAGGACUAUGUCAAGACGAUUUUGGUACGGAAGAAAAAUGAUGAAUUCAUUCAGAACAAUCAGUAUUUCCAUAUACCCCAUAAAAUUGUGAUGAGCCGAAACUAUUUGCAUAACGAUUGUUUGUAUGUGGAGGUGCGUGUAUUGAAAUAAAGAAAAAGUGUUUAAAAUGUUAAUA
Messenger RNA from Ceratitis capitata (Mediterranean fruit fly), 1897 nucleotides. RefSeq names its product TNF receptor-associated factor 3 (gene Traf-like). NCBI's taxonomy places the organism in Eukaryota, Metazoa, Arthropoda, Insecta, Diptera, Tephritidae. Gene Ontology annotation, biological process: tumor necrosis factor-mediated signaling pathway; protein K63-linked ubiquitination; regulation of canonical NF-kappaB signal transduction. The record is from RefSeq and is a predicted model, not a curated record. The transcript has 6 exons. Gene Ontology annotation, cellular component: cytoplasmic side of plasma membrane; plasma membrane signaling receptor complex. Gene Ontology annotation, molecular function: ubiquitin protein ligase binding; tumor necrosis factor receptor binding. The coding region runs from base 457 to 1872 and encodes 471 amino acids.